Molecule: messenger RNA, 2966 nt
Organism: Ruditapes philippinarum (Manila clam)
Lineage: Eukaryota; Metazoa; Mollusca; Bivalvia; Venerida; Veneridae
Product: cell division cycle 5-like protein
Exons: 19
Coding region: 136-2553 (805 amino acids)
Biological process (GO): regulation of transcription by RNA polymerase II; mRNA splicing, via spliceosome
Cellular component (GO): Prp19 complex; spliceosomal complex
Molecular function (GO): DNA-binding transcription factor activity, RNA polymerase II-specific; RNA polymerase II transcription regulatory region sequence-specific DNA binding
Source: RefSeq, a predicted model, not a curated record
UGUCGAAAUUUAAUGAUUCACCGUUUUAUAAAGCAAACGUUUUAGAAAAAAAAUAAUAAAAAGAGACAUUAAUUCAUAAACAGCUGAAAAGCUACUGGUUUUUGAACAUCAUUGACUGCAUUUAAUCAUUUAAUCAUGCCUCGUAUUAUGAUAAAGGGUGGUGUUUGGAGAAACACUGAGGAUGAGAUACUGAAGGCAGCUGUUAUGAAAUAUGGCAAAAAUCAGUGGGCUAGAAUUGCAUCAUUGUUACAUAGAAAAUCUGCCAAACAGUGCAAGGCUAGAUGGUAUGAAUGGCUGGAUCCCAGCAUCAAGAAGACCGAAUGGAGCCGGGAAGAAGAAGAGAAGUUAUUACAUUUGGCCAAACUUAUGCCGACACAGUGGCGUACUAUAGCCCCAAUUGUAGGACGUACAGCAGCACAAUGUUUGGAACAUUAUGAAUAUUUACUAGACAAAGCUCAGAAUCGUGAUGAAAGUGAAGAUGACCCGCGGAGGCUCAAACCUGGAGAGAUCGACCCUAAUGCAGAAACUAAACCAGCCAAACCAGAUCCUAUUGACAUGGAUGAAGAUGAAUUGGAGAUGUUAUCUGAAGCUAGAGCGAGGUUAGCUAACACGCAGGGUAAGAAAGCUAAGAGGAAAGCUAGAGAGAAACAGCUGGAGGAGGCCCGACGAUUAGCUGCGUUACAGAAACGUAGAGAACUUCGUGCUGCAGGAAUAGAAAUCAAGAAGAAAUCUAGAAGAAAGAGAGGUGUAGAUUACAAUGCAGAAGUUCCUUUUGAAAAGAAACCUGCCCCAGGGUUUCAUGACACAUCUGAGGAAAACUAUGAUCCAUUGGACCCAAACUUCAAACGUUUACGACAACAAGAUUUAGAUGGUGAGAGAAGAGAUGCUAAGGAAGAGAGAGAAAGAAGGAAAGAUAAAGACAAACAAAAGAAGAGAAAAGAAAGUGAUUUACCUGGUCAUAUAGCUGGACAGAGCAAUUUCCAAGAGCCGGUAAAGAAAAGAAGUAAACUUGUGUUACCAUCACCCCAGAUCUCUGAAACAGAGUUAGAAGAGGUGGUAAAGGUAGGAUAUGCCAGUGAGAAUGCUCGAGCCCAGGCCGAGGAAUCCGGCAUGCAGAAUGGAGCCACACAGAGUCUGUUACAGGAUUACUCUGUUACACCAGGAAGCUCUGCGCUCCGUACACCUAGAACUCCAGCUCUCGCUUCUGAUGUUUUAAUGCAGGAAGCUCAGAACAUCAUGGCUUUAACAAAUGUGGACACCCCUCUGAAGGGAGGUCUGAACACUCCUCUACAUAACUCAGACUUUAGUGGAGCCACACCUCAGGCUAGAAAUAUCCAGACUCCUAAUACAGUGCUAGGUACACCUUUCCGAACCCCAGGGCCUGCAGAAGAUGGUGGUAUGACCCCUCACGGAUUGACACCCAUGAUAACACAGAAUGGACAGCUAGGUGUUACACCUCUGAGAACACCUAUGAGAGAUAAACUCAACAUAAAUCAGGGUGAUGACUUUGAAUCAGGAUCUUUUGAACAGCAAGAUCCUAGAGAUCAACUGAAGAGAGGUUUAGCAGGACUACCACAGCCAAAAAAUGAUUUUGAGAUACUGGUUCCCGAAGACAUGAAUGAGGAAGGGGAUGAAAUUGGGGACCAGCACCAGUAUAUUGAAGACCAGGCAGAAAUUGAUGCUCGCUCCGAGGCCGACAGAAGAGCUCGAAUGGAGAAAGAAUUAAAGUUACAGUCACAUUCAGUACAGAGGGAUCUGCCGCGACCAUAUGAUGUCAAUGAGAAUAUAUUGAGAGAUGUUGGUCCAGGUGACCCUGCCCUAACUGAUCUACAGAAGGCAGAGGAGUUAGUGAAGCGUGAAAUGUUGAUUAUGCUACAUAAUGAUGCUGCAUACAAUCCAACAGAGUUUCAGCUGGGUAUCACACCUGGCUCCAAGAAGAAUCAGCCCAGCCAGAAGAGUGUAGCUAACCAGGCAGCACAUAUAGCUUUCCUUAAAGAUCAUCCUCUAAAAAAAGUAACAGAGGAUGAGAUCGAGCAGGCGAGAGAAUUGUUACAUCAGGAGAUGGAGGUUGUAAAGCGUGGUAUGGGACAUGGUGACCUGUCAUUAGAGGCGUUCUCUCAGGUCUGGGACGAAUGUUACUCCCAGGUGUUAUAUCUACCAUCACAGGGCAGAUAUACCAGGGCAAACCUGGCCAGUAAAAAAGACAGGAUAGAAUCUCUCGAGAAAAGACUUGAGAAUAACAGGUCCUACAUGACAAAAGAUUCCAAAAAAGCUGCCAAACUUGAAAAGAAAUUGAAAAUUUUAUUGGGAGGUUAUCAGUCUCGAAGUCAAGGUUUAUAUAAACAAGUUAGUGAAUUACAUGAGCAACUUGAACACACGUAUGUUGAGUUGACAACAUUUGAAAAUCUACGCCAACAUGAAGUGGGAGCCAUACCUAAAAGAAUGGAGUCUUUAACAGAGGAUGUGGUACGACAGACGGAGAGAGAACGUGAAUUACAGAAACGUUACAGCGACCUCCAGUUCCGCAUGUCCUUAUUACAAGUCACAAAAUGAUCAUUGUACCAUCACCACUACGUAGUGCAUUCAUUUUUUGAUACAUUUUUGUAUCUUUUAUUCAUCGAACAUUUGUAAAUAUUUAUCAGUCUGAGUCUGACAUCUUUCACAUUGAAUACAUACAUUCUGCUAACAGUCCUUAAAAUGUUUAUAUUUUGUAAAUUAUUGGUUAAAAAUCAUGGUUUAAAAAAUUUAUUUUAUAUUGAAAAUUGCUAGAAAUUAGAAUUGUUUAGCAAAGUACACGUUCUACUCAGUGCACAGUAACAAGACUUGUGCAAGAGUAGCCCCUAUGUCACAUGAUUACAAUAAUUGAUUCAAAAAUAGGGGAAACCAAAUGCUUGACUAAUCAUUUAAAUUUAUAAUCCAGGGGAGAUAAUAGACAACUCUGUAAAAAUAAAAUGUGAAAAGGUUAA